Molecule: messenger RNA, 1318 nt
Organism: Maniola jurtina (meadow brown)
Lineage: Eukaryota; Metazoa; Arthropoda; Insecta; Lepidoptera; Nymphalidae
Exons: 3
Coding region: 28-603 (191 amino acids)
Source: RefSeq, a predicted model, not a curated record
UGUCAAGAUUUGUCGAAGGUAGUUAUUAUGGAAGAAGAAGAUCUUGCAAUACUUGACGAUAAUGGCGAUUAUCAAACUUUGCCUAUUUGUACGUGUGUAUGUGAUGAUAUCGUGACAGAACCCAUAACACCUAGUGAACAAACACCAAUCCCAGAGCGAAAACAGUUAAUUCUCAGUACUGUUGCAAGAACAGAAAGUUAUCUUCGUGAACGUCGUAUUCCUGAAUUAAUUCGUUUUCUACUAACUAUGAUUCUAGCGCAUACUCCCGAUAAUCCUAAAUCUUUUCUUGAAAAAUUACUCAAUGAUUGUAUGCUUUUUCGUGCAGGACAUGGACUAGCCCCAGUACUUUAUGAAAAUAGGCACCUGGAAGCUGUGAUAAAAAGCUUUGAUCCUGGUCAGAGAGGAUGGUUAAGUGCUGGUCAAGUACACCGACUUUACACAACUUUAGGAUUAAACAUUGAAGAAUUAACACUGAAGAAUGAUGAAAAAAUACAGUGCGAUGUUUUGUUAGAUACUUUAAAAAAAACUCAAGAAGUAGAAUUAUUUCAGUUGUUAGCAGCUGGUGUAGUCGAUAACAAAAAUAAUGAAUUCCCGUAUGAUUAGAUUAAUAUCUAUAUAUUCUAGCACUCAUCUAAGACUCAUCAACCAUUAAAUCCGAUAAAUCGAUGAUGGUUGAUAAACGGAUCGUCCUACCAAUUCAUCAACCAUUAAUAAUUAAAUCCUAUCAAUCCUAUCAUAUCAAUAUCAUCGAUGAUGGUUGAUAAUAAUUAAUAGAAUCGUUCUACUUUAAUAAUUCCAUCUACGGGCAUCAGUAAGGACGAUUGACAGUAUGAAAUUCUCAAAAUUAAACGCAAUUAUAAUAUUACCCACAUCGACUGUUAAAUGGUACAAUCGAGUUCCGUUCAGGACUCAGCAGGUUCUUUAUUAAAUUCACGGUCUUCACCUCAAACAUUUGUUAUCGUAGAUAUGUUGGCAUUCUAUUCUGUUUGUGCACUUGAGUAUAGUUACCGGCUAUUAAAUAGUCUUAAAUAUUAAUUAAUCUCUGAACUACGAUACGAUUACAAGCUAGCAAAGGUAUUGUUCAACGCACUCCUGUACUAUAUUAUGUACAUGGAUGUAGCACUCACACUAAUGCAGAUGGCGAACGUGCAGUGCAGCGCGGUGCGCGGGCUACGCGCCCCACUAACGUUUAAAAAAUGCUAUUGUGACGUGUCUUGCGGUUAACUUCAAAAACGACUACCUAUUCAAUUGGCGCGGACUAUACCAAAAUUAUUAUGUGAACAAAUGUAUAAAUAAAGCAAUUGUUAAUUUACAAGAU